Molecule: messenger RNA, 805 nt
Organism: Rhinolophus ferrumequinum (greater horseshoe bat)
Lineage: Eukaryota; Metazoa; Chordata; Mammalia; Chiroptera; Rhinolophidae
Gene: TMED1
Product: transmembrane p24 trafficking protein 1
Exons: 4
Coding region: 88-768 (226 amino acids)
Biological process (GO): endoplasmic reticulum to Golgi vesicle-mediated transport; intracellular protein transport; Golgi organization
Cellular component (GO): endoplasmic reticulum-Golgi intermediate compartment; COPII-coated ER to Golgi transport vesicle; endoplasmic reticulum
Source: RefSeq, a predicted model, not a curated record
UGCCAAUGAGCUCCGCCGAGUAGCAGAGGGGGCAGGGCUAGCCCUUAAAGGAGCCGCUACCCGUUAGCAGACCGGAGGGUGACCCGGAUGAUGGCGGCCGGCGCGGCCCUAGCCUUGGCCUUGUGGCUACUACCGUCAAUAGGGGUGGGAGGUGCAGGACCCCCACCAAUCCAGGACGGCGAGUUCACGUUCCUGCUGCCUGCAGGAAGGAAGCAGUGUUUCUACCAGUCCGCGCCGGCCAACGCAAGCCUCGAGACCGAGUACCAGGUGAUAGGAGGUGCUGGGCUGGAUGUGGAUUUCACGCUGGAGAGCCCUCAGGGAGUGCUGCUGGUCAGUGAGUCCCGCAAGGCAGAUGGGGUGCACACGGUGGAGCCCACUGAGGCCGGGGACUACAAGCUGUGUUUUGACAACUCCUUCAGCACAAUCUCCGAGAAACUGGUGUUCUUCGAACUCAUCUUUGACAGCCUGCAGGAUGAUGAGGAGGUUGAAGGCUGGGUAGAGGCCGUGGAGCCAGAGGAGAUGUUGGAUGUCAAGAUGGAGGACAUCAAGGAGUCUAUCGAGACCAUGAGGACGCGGCUAGAGCGCAGCAUCCAGAUGCUGACACUGCUGCGAGCCUUUGAGGCACGUGACCGCAACCUGCAGGAAGGCAAUCUGGAGCGGGUCAACUUCUGGUCAGCUGUGAAUGUGGCUGUGUUGCUGCUGGUGGCCGUGCUACAGGUCUGCACACUUAAGCGCUUCUUCCAGGACAAGCGCCCCGUGCCUACAUAGCCCCUGCCCCUGAUGAAGUACAGCGAAAAGGAAUGGC